Molecule: messenger RNA, 741 nt
Organism: Mercurialis annua (annual mercury)
Lineage: Eukaryota; Viridiplantae; Streptophyta; Magnoliopsida; Malpighiales; Euphorbiaceae
Exons: 3
Coding region: 1-741 (246 amino acids)
Source: RefSeq, a predicted model, not a curated record
AUGCGUUGUAUGAAGUUUCCGAAUAAAUGGACCGCGUGGACAUCCCGUAGUUUAUCGUCAACGGCCACAGCUGUUCUGGUGAAUGGCACCCUGGUUGAUCGUAUUUCGCCAUAUCUAUUCCUUAUUGUCGUAGAAUGUUUGAAGCGCAUUUUAGAUAAAUCAAGGCAUUUGGGCUUCACGCAAGGUUUUAGUUAUUCAGCUAAUCACGAGCCUAUUUUGAUGUUGUCAUUUGCGGAUGACACUAUUCUUUACCUACCUUUUGAUAUUGAGCAGCUAGGGAACUUAACACGGAUUCUUCAUUGUUUCGAGUUGAUUUCGGGCUUAACGAUUAAUUUCCAUAAAAGCUAUAUUAUGGGUAUUAAUGUUAAUGAGGCAUAUUUAUUAUUGGCGUUGCAAAAAGUCGGGUGCAAGAUUGAUUCUUUUUCUAUUAAAUAUUUUGGUCUUCUUCUGUCUAAUAGAAAGCUUGCUUAUGGCUCGUGGGAUCAUGUGGUCGAAGCGGUUCAGAAACAACUAGAAUCAUACAUGAUGCGUUUUUUGUUGAAGGGAGAUAUUUCUAACUGUAUUCUAAGUAAGAAAAUAUUAGUUGUUGCGGAACACAACUGCUAUGAUUUUCAACCCGGCUUCAUUUUGUCGUUUUAUCGCGAUUUUAUGAAUAAUGCAGUUGUUAUUAAUGGUUCAAGGCAAGGAGUGACUGCUUCUUUUGGAGGAGCUGCUAGGCCUGGGCGUUUUUCAUAUGCCUAG